This is a messenger RNA of Phoenix dactylifera (date palm), 1888 nucleotides long. Its product is annotated as sugar transporter ERD6-like 16. The record is from RefSeq and is a predicted model, not a curated record. Gene Ontology annotation, biological process: transmembrane transport; carbohydrate transport. Gene Ontology annotation, molecular function: sugar transmembrane transporter activity. Gene Ontology annotation, cellular component: membrane. NCBI's taxonomy places the organism in Eukaryota, Viridiplantae, Streptophyta, Magnoliopsida, Arecales, Arecaceae.
ACCGAAGGGAACUGUUCCUUCUCUUUCAUUACGUUGCUUGGAUCCCAUUCCAUUUCCUUUCCCCUCUUCAUCCUUCCCUCUCUUACUUCGGCCAUUUAAUCUCUCUCCAUAGUUAGAGGAGAGAGAGGAAGAUAUGGCCAUCAUGGAAGAUGUGGAGAGAGGGUUGAACGCCAAGCAAAAUGAGGUCAGGGAGCCUCUCAUCCAGCACAAGGAGGUGCCCAAAUGCGAGGAGUCCUGCAAUGAGAACCAAGGGUGCAUAGGGGUGGUCUUGUUUAGCACCGCCGUGGCGGUUUGCGGUUCCUUCGAGUUCGGAUCAUGCGUUGGCUAUUCUGCACCAACUCAGUCAGGGAUCAUAAAUGACAUUGGCCUUACUCUAUCUCAGUACUCAGUUUUUGGUUCAAUAUUAACCAUUGGUGCAAUGAUUGGUGCGAUUACAAGUGGACGUAUUGCUGAUCUUAUUGGUCGUAAAGGAGCUAUGAGAACAUCAGCUCUUAUCUGCAUCAUUGGAUGGCUUGCCAUUUACUUUGCAGAAGAUGCUCUCAUGCUCUACUUCGGAAGAUUUUCCUCCGGCUAUGGAAUUGGAGUUCUUUCUUAUGUGGUACCUGUGUUCAUAGCUGAAAUAGCACCGAAGAAUCUACGAGGUGGCCUUACAACCCUGAACCAGCUAUUGAUCUGUAGUGGGGGUUCAGUUGCCUUCAUCGUUGGUACAUUUGUUACCUGGCGCACACUGGUGCUCAUUGGACUGAUUCCAUGCGUUGUUCUACUUGCUGGUCUCUUUUUUAUUCCAGAAUCCCCAAGAUGGCUGGCAAAGGUGGGACGCCAGAAAGAUUUUGAAGUUGCAUUGCAAAGGCUUCGUGGAAAGGAUGCUGAUAUUUCCCAAGAAGCUGCAGAGAUUCAAGAAAACAUUGAAACUCUUCAAAUCCUUCCCAAGGCUAGGUUUCAAGACCUAUUUCAGAGUAAAUAUGUUCGAUCUGUCAUUAUUGGUGUUGGCCUAAUGAUGUUUCAACAACUUGGAGGGAUCAAUGGGAUCGGAUUUUAUGCAAGUGAAACAUUUGUAUCUGCAGGAUUUUCUUCGGGAACCCUUGGAACCAUUUUGUUUGGCUCUAUUCAGGUACCCAUCACAAUAUUGGGUGCUAUUUUAAUGGAUAGGAGUGGAAGAAAACCUCUUAUCAUGGUCUCUGCAACAGGGACGUUGAUAGGCUGCUUUGUAACCGGGGUAUCAUUCUACUUGAAGGGACAGGGAAUGCAUGCUGAAUGGGUUCCAAUACUAGCUCUUGCUGGCAUUAUUGUUUAUAUUGGAGCAUUCUCAAUAGGAAUGGGAGCUGUUCCUUGGGUUAUUAUGUCAGAGAUAUUCCCCAUCAAUAUUAAAGGAAUUGGUGGAGGCUUAGUGACCCUAGUGAACUGGUUUGGUUCCUGGGCAAUUUCUUACAGUUUCAACUUUCUCAUGAGCUGGAGUUCUGCAGGUACCUUUUUCAUCUUUUCUGCAGCCAGUGCAGCAACUAUUCUUUUUGUGGCAAGGGUAGUACCAGAAACAAAAGGUCGAACAUUGGAAGAAAUUCAGGCAUCAUUAAAUUCCUACAAAUGAAGAUUAACAAAAAAUGAGUAACUGUUGUUGGCAAAGCAGUUAAGAUAGUGUAGGGUCACAUAGGAUUUAAUAUUAGAUGUUAAAGAUGAAGGGGGAAAUUCAUACUCGUCAUGUGUGAGUCGCCGAUGUACCAAAAAAAAAAAAAAGAUGAAGGGGAAAAAGCAAUCAGUCAUAUCACUGUCUCCUCGAGAUUUCAUGAUGUUUAUCGUUUCAUUCUACUUUUUCAUUGUCACUAUAUCCUAUAAACUCUUACGCAAGGGCACCCAUAUUUGUUUAAAUGGAGAAUCUUUGUAAUUUGUUGAA